Messenger RNA from Ipomoea nil (Japanese morning glory), 1352 nucleotides. Its product is annotated as probable protein phosphatase 2C 11. The record is from RefSeq and is a predicted model, not a curated record. The transcript is spliced from 9 exons. Gene Ontology annotation, biological process: protein dephosphorylation. Gene Ontology annotation, cellular component: nucleus; cytosol. Lineage: Eukaryota; Viridiplantae; Streptophyta; Magnoliopsida; Solanales; Convolvulaceae. Gene Ontology annotation, molecular function: protein serine/threonine phosphatase activity; cation binding. Bases 74 to 1129 code for a protein of 351 amino acids.
AAAAAAACAAAAAAUAAAAAGAAAAUAAAGAAGAAAAUAUACGGCUAUACGCAAAUGCGGCGACUGUUCCGCAAUGCUCAACGUUGACAUAGACGACGCUGUCGGGAAGCAACCACAAGCCUCAGCGGAACCACAACCGCUACAAGACGCCAAUUCCUCUUCCAUUCCUUCCACCGCCGUAGGCAACCCGGCAUCCGCCGCGGCGGAACCGCCGCGGCCUUCACUUGCCUCGGCGGAGCCAUCGCCGUUAUCUGCAGCUGCAUCUGCAGAGCCAGCACAGCGACCUGCCUCAACAGUCAUGGUUCCUUCUAGGGAUUCCAAUGCUCUUUUCAGCGGUGGUGGUAUUAGCUUUCUUACUGGAAACCGGAAUGCAAGAUUCAGCUAUGGGUAUGCUAGUUUUAAGGGGAAACGAGCUUCAAUGGAGGAUUUCUAUGAGACAACAAUAUCUGAAGUUGGUGGUCAAAUGGUUGCCUUUUUUGGUGUUUUUGAUGGUCAUGGUGGUUCCAGAACUGCAGAAUACCUUAAGAACAACCUCUUUAAAAACUUAAGUAGCCAUCCAGAUUUUAUUAAUGAUACAAAGUCAGCUAUAGUUGAGUCAUUUAAACAGACUGAUGAUGAUUACCUUAAUGAAGAAAAAGGCCAGCAAAAAGAUGCUGGUUCAACUGCAUCAACUGCUGUUCUUCUGGGGGAUCGAUUGCUUGUUGCAAAUGUUGGGGACUCCAGAGUUGUUGCUUGUAGAAAUGGUUCAGCUAUUCCCUUGUCCAUUGAUCACAAGCCUGACAGAUCCGAUGAGCGUGAAAGGAUAGAACAAGCAGGAGGUUUUAUAAUUUGGGCAGGUACCUGGCGUGUUGGUGGUGUUCUUGCCGUUUCUCGUGCAUUUGGAGAUAAACUUCUAAAACCAUAUGUUGUAGCUGAGCCUGAGAUUAAGGAAGAAGAAAUUGAAGGUGUUGAUUUUAUAAUCAUUGCCAGUGACGGGCUUUGGAAUGUCUUGUCAAAUAAGGAAGCUGUAGCAAUUGUGGAUGAGAUAAAAGACGCAGAAGCAGCAUCUCGGAAACUUAUAGAGGAAGCUUUUGGAAGAGGAAGCACCGACAAUAUUACUUGCGUCGUUGUACGGUUUGAGAAUCCAUGAAUGCACCCCGCUAAAGGUUAAGGAUCGAAAAAUGGAGGAUGUUGUGCUCACUUGUUAAACCAUCCUUUUGGCAAAUGCUCAAUUAUUGAAUUAAUCAGUGAUUGGUAUUUUAAGUAUUUGGAGAAAUCUGUAAUUUAUAUGUGAUGCAUGUUUUAACCUUGAUAAUUGAAUGCAUUUAAAUGUGAGCCUAAAAUAGGUUGAGUUGAAUUUGCCUUGCCUAUUU